CAACUUCCACUUUCCUUACACUACAACUCUUCCACUCUUUAAACCUGCCGCCACCAGUGAUGAGGCGGUCGCCGACGUGGCCGGUGGCGAUCUUGAAAACCCGAGGCGGGGGCCUGGGGCUGGCCGCCAUAGCCUACGUCGGCGUGGACUAUCUCCGCCAUCUGUCAGAGCCGUGGCACGCCCGACUCCAGCCAGUUCUGUGGACCAUCCUCGCUCUUGCCAUCAUCGUCCGUGUCCCCUUCUACAAGCAUUGGUCUGCCGAGCUCCGCUCUGCCAUACCCUUUAUUGCUUCCAUGCUCUUCUUGCUCUCCGCUUUUCUGUUGGAAGCUCUCUCUGUUCGCUCCGUCUCUGCCGUCCUCGGCCUCGAUUGGCACAAGUAAUGUGUUGUACAUGAUACAAUAUUGCUUAUAUUCUUGUGGGUUUAUAUUGCUUGUCUGAUUAAGAGGACAUCCUAAGAAGCUCAGUAUUGGAUCUAGCUAGAUGGGUAUUGAUAUAUCGUUUUUGUAUCAAACACCCAGAACCUGAAAUGUAACUGGGUGUUUGAUUUUUGCAUGAUGAUUAGUUAACUUGCGCGAUCUUGGUUAUUAUGCGGAUGGGUGGUGGUGAAACAUUGUAAAUUUUGGAAAAUGGUUUCAGAUUUGGUUGGUGGUUCAGAUUAAGAAUUGAUUGGAUGUGAUUAAAUGUGAAUCUGCUUUUUUAUGUCACUUUGUUUUGUUUAUUUGUGCUAUUUCGGUUGGUUUCUGUUGGGUAAGUGGAGAUAGAGAAGUUGUGAAGUUUGAAAAAGGUUCUGAUUAUGGGUUGAUUUGGGUGUGAUCCAACAUGGAUUUUAUCUGGUGCAUAAAAAGAAAGAAAGUAAGAGAGAAAGAUCUGUGAAUAUCAAUCUAAAACUUGGAAAGUGCUUAUGUGCAUUUCAGGUGUGAUAUGGAGUCAAAUGGGAUUUCAUCUUUGGGUUUGAUAAUUUGAUGAAGAUGUGCUUGAGUUAAAUGUUCACUGAAAGGGGAAUUGAAGUUUUUGUCAGAUCUAGUUUCUAUUGGCAGUAGGUAAUAUUUUACGGAGGCAAUGCCAGCAUAAUCUUUCCGAACUGCUUAUCCCUUGUAUGCCAACUGCCUAUUUAUCAAUUGGAAGUCUGAUUGGCUUGAUCAUGUUUAACAGUAACACUCCACCUCUUCCUGAUACUGGCCAGUGGUUGCUGCUGGCGUUGAAUGAGAAAUUGCCUCAAACAAUGGUCAAUAUAUUAAGAGCUCGGAUCAUUGGACUGCACCAUUUCCUGAUGUUGUUUAUUAUGCUUGCUUUUUCUGUUCUGUUUGACUCCAUAGAAGCUCCUGGUCUUGGGCUGGCUGCAAGGUACAUGUUCACAAUGGCUAUUGGACGGCUUCUUCGGACCAUAGCUUUUGUAUCUACGAUUCUGCCAUCACCUCGACCUUGGUGUGCAUCUGCUCGGUUCAAUGUCCCUACACACCCUCAUCGGUGGGUUCAAAAGUAUUAUGUCCCUUAUGCUUCAGAUUCUUACGCUAUACGCCAGCUUAUUCAGUAUGAUAUAGCAUAUGCUCAAGCUGUGGAAUCCAAAGCUGACUUCCGUCCAGAUUGGGGUUUGAUGAACUUUCUUGUUGAUUUCUUGCGACCUACACCUCUUGACGGAUCUUCCUCAUGGUUCCAUUUGCUAAAGAAAGCUGGAGGUGGCUGCAACGAUCUCCUUUACAGUGGCCACAUGCUUGUUGCAGUACUGACAGCUAUGGCAUGGACGGAAGCUUAUGGAGGGUUUAGCUCAGCUAUUAUCUGGAUGCUUGUAAUGCACAGCUCACAGAGAGAAAUACGGGAACGCCACCAUUACAGUGUGGACUGUAUUGUGGCAAUCUACAUGGGUAUUUUCCUGUGGAAGAUGAUCGGUUUUUUCUGGCCAACCAAGGAUGCAACCAAGGCUAGAAGGCUACGUAAGCUUGAGAAAAUUCAGGGUAGGCUAAUGCAAGCUGCAAAAGACUCCGACAUAGAUGAUGUAAGGGAACUCCUGAAACAGGUUGAGUUGGGCGGUGAAGUGAAUCAGAACACCAAGAGUAGCAGGGCUAUGGGGUUAUUUGCUGGAGCAACCAUUUUCUUUACACUCACUAUUGUUCUUUCGGCCUUCAUAUUGACAAGCGAUGGGUAAUUUUCUUCCACAUUUUUUUAGGAAAUACUCUACCACGACUUACUUUGGUACAAAACACGGUUGAGUUGAACUGAGCUGAGUUUAUAUUCUGUCACGACUAUUGGCCACGGUGGCAAUGUUAAGUUUAGUUUAGUCUAGUUUGGAUUCUGUCACUUUUGGGCACAGUUACAAAGUUCUGACGUCUUAUUUUACGCUAAGCUUUGGCAAUGUAUCGAUUCGUGUUGGAUCUUAUGUUAAAAACUAUUUAAUUCGUAUAUGUAUAUGACUUGUUUAAUAAACGGGUG
Messenger RNA from Ilex paraguariensis (yerba mate), 2427 nucleotides. The record is from the annotation of a GenBank genome assembly. NCBI's taxonomy places the organism in Eukaryota, Viridiplantae, Streptophyta, Magnoliopsida, Aquifoliales, Aquifoliaceae.